Penicillium daleae is the source of this 1101-nucleotide messenger RNA. Its product is annotated as glycoside hydrolase family 18 protein. NCBI's taxonomy places the organism in Eukaryota, Fungi, Ascomycota, Eurotiomycetes, Eurotiales, Aspergillaceae. Gene Ontology annotation, molecular function: chitinase activity; chitin binding. The transcript has 4 exons. The record is from RefSeq and is a predicted model, not a curated record. Gene Ontology annotation, biological process: carbohydrate metabolic process; chitin catabolic process. Gene Ontology annotation, cellular component: extracellular region. Bases 1 to 1101 code for a protein of 366 amino acids.
AUGCAGCACAUUCGCUAUAUCAAUGCCUCCUAUUACCCUAGUUGGCGGAUUUACAGGGGACAAAUUCCAUCGUCGAUGGAUCUCGACCACAUAACACACGUGUUCUAUGCAUUUUUGAGGUUGGCAACCCAACCUAUCCAACUAAUUGACACCGCACUGGCAAGUGGGUUAGUUCAAGACGACGGCAAUGUCUUUCAUCUGGAUGCCAAAGCGGACCUGGAAUAUCCAGCCGACGGCGUCAAUGGGUGCCUUCACGCAUUCAAGGCGCUGAGGCGCCAGCGGUAUCCACACCUCAAACUGCUCGUCUCCGUCGGAGGGGGAAGUGGGAGCAAACCCUUCAAGGAAGUGGCGAAUCGCGUUGAUCGUCGCGUUCGCCUCGGCCAGACCCUCCGGGAGUUUGUCGAUCGCUUUGAGCUCAACGGAGUGGACCUGGACUGGGAACACCCAUCCAGCCCGGCGGAGGGGCGGGACUAUGUCCUGCUCUUAGAGGAACUGCGCAGGAACCUCCCGGCUCCACAGUACAUGCUCACGACCGCUCUUCCGGUGGGCGAGUGGUGCCUCAAACACAUCAACGUGGCCAAAGUAGCCGAACACGUUGAUUUCCUGAACAUGAUGUGUUAUGACUUUGCGGGGCCCUGGACGGAGCUAUCGGGUCACCAGAGCCAGCUCUACGCGCCCUCGUCUCCGCAUAACGCCUUUUCCAAGCGUUCUGGCCACGGCGCCGUGCAAUACCUGCGCGCGCGAGGCGUUCUAAGUAGGAAGAUCGUUCUCGGAGUGCCCGUGUACGGACGGUCUUUCUUGGGUGUGGAUGGGGUGGGACAGCGCUUCAGCGGCCAUGCCGGGGAAGGUGGCACGUACGAGUUUAGCGAACUGCCCUUGUCCGAUGCGCAGGAAUUUGUGGACGAGGAGUUGGGUGCGGCGGGUUCGGUUGGCAAGGAAAGUGGCUUCGUUAGUUACGAUACUCCCGACACUGUCCGACUCAAGGCGCAAUAUGUCAAGGUCAAUGAUCUCGGGGGUCUUUUCUAUUGGACUGCCGUGGCCGACGCCACUGGGCCCCGAAGUCUGGUCCAUGCUGGAUAUCAAGUGCUGAAUGGUGUCUAG